Messenger RNA from Bacillus rossius redtenbacheri, 4453 nucleotides. RefSeq names its product CD63 antigen-like. Bases 251 to 955 code for a protein of 234 amino acids. The transcript is spliced from 5 exons. Gene Ontology annotation, cellular component: plasma membrane. Lineage: Eukaryota; Metazoa; Arthropoda; Insecta; Phasmatodea; Bacillidae. The record is from RefSeq and is a predicted model, not a curated record.
AAGGAGAAUUCACAGAAUACAUUUUGUGGAGGAGGAGGAGAAUGUGACGUCAGAUUCGCCAUUUCUUUUAUUUAAUUGAAGUUGUGAACAGGUGAUUCAUAUCAUCACGUGUGGUUGUGUCAUUUUCCUGGACAAGUCACCACCUUAGAGUUCUGUUAAUGCCAGACAUUUGUGGUUCUUUAUAGACUUUUUGGCUCUGGUGAUAGUUCCUUCGUAUUUACUGAGUAACAUCGGGCGUUAAUUCUGCAAAAUGGUUUCUGGCGGAAUGUCGUGUGUUAAAUAUCUUUUGUUUGCGUUUAACCUGUUGUUUGCGAUCUCUGGCCUCGCCAUACUGGUGGUGGGGGCAGUCAUCCAGGAUGCCUUCUCCGACUACACGAACUUCGUGCAAGGCCAGCUGUUUGUGGCACCUGUUAUCCUCAUCGUGGUGGGGAUAAUAGUGUUUGUCGUGGCGUUCUUCGGCUGCUGUGGCGCGCUCAAGGAGAACCACUGCAUGAUAGUUACUUUUGCAGUGCUGCUGUUGGCCAUCUUUGUGCUGGAGCUUGCCGGUGGAAUCACAGGAUACCUCCUGAAGGACGAUGUCAAGGACUUGCUGGGGAAGAGCCUUAACGAGACAGCUCUCCACUAUGAGACCAAUAAGGACUACAAGAAUUCCUGGGACAUCAUGCAGACCGAUCUGAAGUGCUGCGGCAUCGUAGAGCCCAGCGACUGGAACAACAUCCUGAAAAACGCCACGGAGUUCCCGAGAAGUUGCUGCCAGAACAUGCCCACAUCAGAGCACUGCUCUGUCGAGCUGGCCAGUCCGACCGGCUGCCUCUCCGCCCUGCAGAAGUUCUUUGUGCACUAUGCUUACGUGCUAGGUGGCAUGGGCAUUGGCAUUGGUCUCGUACAGCUUAUUGGAGUCGUCUUUGCCUGCUGCUUGGCCAAGUCAAUUCGCAAGGAGUAUGAAACUGUGUGAGUAGCAUGAGUUGGAAAAAUGUUGGUAAAGAGUCUCAUUUCAAUUUGGUUUCUAUAAUAGAUCUAGACAUGAAAAUAUUGUAUUUGUAUGUAUUUUUAGGUAUGUUGCAUUUUAAAAUGUUAGCAGUAAUUCUACACUUUUGUGAGCUUAUUUCUAUUAUUUUUAGGGGUGUGCGAAUAGUGGAUUUUGAUGGUUGAAUAUUUUUGAAUCGAAUAGUAAAUUUUUUGAAUAGAAUGUGAAUAGUUUCGAAGUCGAAUAGUUGUAAUAUAUAUAUUUUUUAUAUGUUACCACACUGAAAAAACUAUAAAUUAACAAAUUAUAAUGUAAAAUUUUUGGGACAGUUUUAACUGCUAAAUCAUUUAUAUGUUAUUUGUUUUUCACGAGACUUUAUAGGAAAGAAACGUUAUACUAGUACUACAGUAACCAACCAUAUGUUAUUCUUUAAUGUAGAUUAAGAAAUAUUUAAAUAUAUUUUAAAAAUCAACGAAACAAACUACUAAUGUAAAAAAAUAAUGGUUGAACAAUUUCCUCAAAUUUUUUUAUAUAAUGUUAUCCACCACUCCAAAAUCAGUAGUAACGAGAUUGUUGAUUAUCUUAAUACAGUGUAAGAGAGUAGUUCUAAACGUAUAAAAAAUUUCAAAUUAACAAACAUUAUAAAUAGAGCAUUUCCAUUGUCUUCACAUUAAAAAAAACACUUAAUAGAAAACAAAUUACUUUCUACUUCAAUGAGAAACUAAAAUUAUUUUGAAAACUCUUCAAGAACACAUUUUGAAUUCAAGAAAAAUAUGUUUCAUGGACUAAAGGUUCAGAUUUAUUAAUACAGUUCACACGCUUCAGUUCACUAGAGUGCACUACUUUUUUUUCAAAUUCUCAUGAAGGAAAAUCAAUUCUUCAACAUGGCUGGAAAGUAAUACUUCUCGUCUGCUGCUGACGACAUUUCCUCCUGUUGAAAAUACUCGUUCACUGCUGACUUGUGUAGCUGGUAUAGCCAAAAAAUGCUGUGCCACUUCAGAGAGUAAAGGAAAUAGUUGGUAAUUUUCUUUCCACCACUGUAGAGGGUUUGCUGAUCUGGGAGUCCUAGGUAUGAUUAUAAACCUUGAUUGGAAUGGCUUUCAACCAUCCCCAUACGGACUUUGUGCAUGUUUUUGUUUGUGUGUUGGUAACAUUCUCGUUGGGUGUCAUUACCUGCGAAUCUUGUUCAAAGUUUUCACCUUAUUUCUCAGUUUUCUUAACUCUUCUUGUAGAAAUUGUUUGGCCAGUACUUUACUUUCCUCAGGCAUCGCUUCCAGCUUAAAUCUUGGAUCGAUAGCAGUAGCCAUAAGGUACAGCUUGUCUUGCUCUACCAAGGGAAAUCUUGACUUAAGACAAUGGAUGUCGAUACUUGGCCAACACGAAUGAACAAUGGCGGGUUUUCAUAUAUUUAGUUUAUACAAGAUAUUUUCUGUGAAUGAAGCCACAAAAAAAAAGUUCACUUAGUAUUUUCAAGAGUUAUUAAGGACAUGAAUUUUUAUUUCAUAUAUAAUAUUUAAUAAUUGUUAUUUAUUGUUUUAUUUUUGGUUACCACACUGGAAAAAUUAGGAUAAAAAAGAAAUGUGUAGCAUGGGAAAUCAAUUUCAUUGUACUUCAAACAUAUAUGACAGGAAAAACUCUUUGAUUAACUUCAAUACUCAAAACGAGUAUAUAAAAAGGUUUAUCAUUGAAUAAAAUAUUUGAAACAGUUAAUUUUAACGGUUUUGUAAACGAUGGCAACCGUUCAUCAAAAAUACUGUAGUCGUUGGCAUUCCUUCUAACUAUAUUAGUUUGUAAAUGGUGCCGUGUUUCAUGUUUACGUUUACCGUCUGGCUUUUGAAACAAGUUGGUUUAAUGUAGAAUGAUUUUGGUUUGGUUUUUUUCUUGAAAUGAACCUUUUAAAAAUACGUUGUGGUUAUGUUAGUAAGAAUGUAUAAAUACUUUGGAAAUUACAUUAGAAGCUGGUGAAAACCGAAGCUCUUGGAACCACCAUGAGAAAUAAAACACAGCCAUGUAAAUAUUCACAAUUUUAGAUUUUGCUAUUCGACUUACGAAUGUGAAUAGUUCGUCAGUUACUAUUCGCAACUAUUCGUGUUUACGAAUAUUCGCACACCCCUAAUUAUUUUUAAGUUUUACAUUUAUUUCUUUUGAAUAGUAGUGCAUUUAGUUCCACUUAAUUUAUGUUGGUCUAAAUUGUACAUUCAUGUGAUGUUUGAAGCUAAAUGUAAACUCUAUUUUUAUAACUCAAUUGUUGAUUCCCUUAAGACUGUCAUUACUUAUUAUCUAAUGUUUAGGUUAAGUGUAAGAUGUAAUUUUAACCAUAUAAGAUAAAUACUGUAUUUGAAAAUAUUAAAUUAUUUUUGUGUUGUGGUACACUUUUAAUGUAAAAAUGGUUAAAUAAAUAUUUUAUAAGCUGUGAUUAUACAACAAAAAUAAUAAAAAUUCUUUUAAUCCUAUUAUGUAGUGGGUGACAAUGUUUAUACUUGUAAUUUAAUGAUUCUAAAAAAAAACUAUUUAUGCUUGGUUUAGCCACUGUUCAAUUUUUUGGGUCUUUUUACAAAAUUAGAGCACGUUGUUAUUUAUUUCUAAUUUUGUGGAAAUCCUUAUUGCUAGUUAAUGUUUAUGAUGUGUUGAAUAGUAUUUGCAGUAAAUAGCAUUUGUUAAAAUGAUUCAGGGUGUCUGGAGUUUGCAAAAAUCACGAAAAUUUCCUCUAGUAAUUAUCUACAGUGCUGGAAGUCAGGAAAAUUUAACAUCCUGCAGCAUUUUACUAACUUGCAUUUUUUUUAUGCCUUACCUCAGUUUAUAGUCCCACAUUAAAUAUAAUUAGUCGGAGACUGUCCACUUAAAACUCUUGGAAAUUAACUCAAAAAAAUCUAUAAACUUUGCAUCAUAAAGACUGGCAUGACCCUGUAAUAUAAAAAUGUUUUGUCCUUAAAAUUGGUUAAACUGGUAUGAGACACCCUGUGAUUUAAGUGUUAUAACUUGAGUAGAAAUCUCUGUGUAAAUGUAAAAAAAAAAAUAUAGUAUCAAAUGUAACUAGAAUCUGUAAUGUUUAUUGUUUUUCAUUGAUGUUGCACCGUCUGUUAAAACUUAUUAGAAAAUAGAGCUUUAAUCAGAAUUUUGAUUUUAUUUUCCAAUCAUUACAUCAUGUACAUUUAUUCAGGUAAAAACCAUAUAGUGUUUCUGUUUAUAGCAUUUUUAUUAUUUCAGUACUAUGAAUAAGGACAUAUAAUUAUCGCAUAUGCGAUAAUGCAAAUUUUUUAUGAAUUCAGAUGUUUUUGGGAGAAAACUUUGAAUUACAGUAUUUACCCACGUAUGGGUUGCAGAUUUUAUGCAGAUUGUUUGUUUAAAAAAUGUACUGCGAUCCAUAUGUGAAAAUUUCCAUUUUGGGUUUUAAAAAAAAAAAAAAAACAUUGCACUAUUGUGGUGACUAUGUGCUUAAAUAACUAGCCUGUGUUGUUAGUUUUUAAUAAAUAUGUUAUGACAAAA